AUGGCGACGAUGUUGAUGUGUGUCCACAUUCAGGGCCCCACAAAAGUCUUCAGCACGAAAACAAAGGCAUUUCUGCUCCUACCCCACUGGACUGGCGACUCCGAAGCGCUCAUGGAGUACAGGGAUUCUCGAUUCGAGACCCCUGAAGCGUUUGAUGCUCAUCAUACUCCCCAUUGCGACUCCACCCUGUACCAGACAGCUGUCAAAGACCCCAGACCGCCUAGAAGUUGCGAGGUUGGUGUUGGCGAUAGACGGAGCGAAUGGGAAAAGCUACCUGUCCGUAGACGUACAGGAGCUAUGUCCAAUCAGAAGCGUAAGGCUGAUGGCCACGUUGAAGAUCUUUCGAGCAUCGCAGUGGAGUCGGAAUCUCGUCCAACCAGUGCACUGUGGGCCACUUUACCUCGAUCCACCAACGGCUUGCAUCCUGCAACCAAACCGGGUAAGAGCUCAGCCUCACAAAGCGGCUCUGGGAGAGAUCAACGUCUUUGCAAUGUCAACGAUGAGGCCUCAAUUGAUGCUCUGGCUCUACAAGAGGCCUCCAUAUCACAACUGUACAACCCCAAACCUUAA
Parastagonospora nodorum SN15 is the source of this 570-nucleotide messenger RNA. RefSeq lists its product as hypothetical. The coding region runs from base 1 to 570 and encodes 189 amino acids. NCBI's taxonomy places the organism in Eukaryota, Fungi, Ascomycota, Dothideomycetes, Pleosporales, Phaeosphaeriaceae. The transcript is spliced from 3 exons. The record is from RefSeq and is a predicted model, not a curated record.